Molecule: messenger RNA, 1165 nt
Organism: Lotus japonicus
Lineage: Eukaryota; Viridiplantae; Streptophyta; Magnoliopsida; Fabales; Fabaceae
Product: probable aquaporin PIP-type 7a
Exons: 4
Coding region: 66-935 (289 amino acids)
Biological process (GO): response to water deprivation; transmembrane transport
Cellular component (GO): plasmodesma; plasma membrane; vacuole
Molecular function (GO): water channel activity
Source: RefSeq, a predicted model, not a curated record
CUUUUGUGGCAUCAACAUCAGCUAAGAGAGUGAGAAGAAGUUAAAAUUAGAAAAGGGAGAACGACAUGGAGGGGAAGGAGCAAGAUGUGUCAUUGGGAGCUAACAAGUUCUCGGAGAGGCAGCCCAUUGGGAUAGCGGCUCAGAGCCAAGAUGACGGCAAGGACUACAAGGAGCCACCGCCGGCGCCGCUCUUCGAGCCGUCUGAGCUCACAUCAUGGUCGUUCUACCGAGCGGGGAUAGCGGAGUUCGUGGCCACUUUUCUGUUCCUCUACAUUACCAUCCUAACAGUCAUGGGCGUCAAUAAAUCUGACACCAAGUGCAAAACUGUUGGGAUUCAAGGAAUUGCUUGGGCUUUUGGUGGCAUGAUCUUCGCACUCGUUUACUGCACUGCUGGAAUCUCUGGGGGUCACAUAAACCCAGCGGUGACAUUUGGUCUGUUCUUGGCAAGGAAAUUGUCAUUGACAAGGGCGGUGUUCUACAUGGUGAUGCAGGUGCUAGGUGCUAUAUGCGGCGCUGGUGUGGUGAAGGGUUUCGAGGGGAAAAAGUUUUACGGUCAGCACAACGGUGGUGCCAACUUUGUCGCCCCUGGCUACACCAAAGGUGACGGCCUCGGUGCUGAGAUUGUUGGCACCUUCGUUCUUGUCUACACCGUCUUCUCAGCCACGGAUGCCAAGCGUUCCGCCAGAGACUCUCACGUUCCAAUUUUGGCACCAUUGCCAAUUGGGUUCGCGGUGUUCUUGGUACACUUGGCAACCAUCCCAAUCACCGGAACCGGUAUCAACCCUGCUCGGAGUCUCGGCGCUUCCAUAGUCUUUAACAAAGACCUUGGCUGGGAUGACCACUGGAUUUUCUGGGUUGGACCUUUCAUUGGAGCAGCUCUUGCGGCACUUUACCACCAAGUUGUGAUCAGAGCCAUUCCUUUCAAAUCUAGUUGAUUAAUCAAUCAAGCCAAGUUUAAUAAGUUUCAUUUUAUCAUCAUCAUGUUUUUCCUUUGUCUUUUUUUUAAUGUAAAGAAUUUUACAUAAUGUAAUGUUAUUAGGUGGUGCGUGAUAAUGGGUCAGUUUUCCUCUACUUUUAGGUUGGAAGACGGCCUAGUUCAUGUGUUAUGUAUCUUGGUGAUUGUGGUUUUGAUCAAAUAAAAAUAACAUCCUCUUCUUUGAGUUAA